This is a messenger RNA of Branchiostoma belcheri (Belcher's lancelet), 2048 nucleotides long. Its product is annotated as cytochrome P450 2D3-like. The transcript has 8 exons. Gene Ontology annotation, molecular function: iron ion binding; oxidoreductase activity, acting on paired donors, with incorporation or reduction of molecular oxygen, reduced flavin or flavoprotein as one donor, and incorporation of one atom of oxygen; heme binding. Gene Ontology annotation, cellular component: intracellular membrane-bounded organelle; cytoplasm. The coding region runs from base 285 to 1760 and encodes 491 amino acids. The record is from RefSeq and is a predicted model, not a curated record. Gene Ontology annotation, biological process: xenobiotic metabolic process. Lineage: Eukaryota; Metazoa; Chordata; Leptocardii; Amphioxiformes; Branchiostomatidae.
UCUGAUGGCACGAAAAUACAUAAAUUUUGAUUAAUAGAAUAUCAGUGACAUUGAGGUAUUAAAAAGACGAAAGGUGACGAACAAAGUGACCAAAGCUCGUCUCCUGAAAAGUGGUGAGAAUUUCCCCCUUAGGCCAUGGAAUUAAUAGGCUACGGAUCGGAAUGCACAUUGGAGCUCUUAAUUGUGAUCGGUCACAACACACAACAAUUGAAAUUACAACCUGCAACGCCCUGUAGCUUAUCAGUCAUUGGACCAUCUUUUAACCUUGUUGAACAGUGAGAGACAUGGCUAUGGAAUCGCUCCUUGUCGUUGUUUUGACACUGCUUGCAGUGUUCCUGUACGUCCAAAACGUCAGGUGGAAGAGGAGAUACCCACCAGGGCCUCGUGCCUGGCCGAUCGUCGGUAACCUGCGCGAUCUCGCCCCGGGACAACAUCGAGUUUUCGCUGAAUGGCGACUGAAAUAUGGCGACGUCUUCACUGUGUGGCUCGGCCCUCGGCCCGCAGUCGUGCUGAACGGACAGGACGCUGUGAAAGAGGCUCUGCAGAAACAUGGCGACAUCUUUUCGUCUCGUCCAGACCUGUUUCUGUGGGGAAAAAUCAUACCGACCAGAGGAAAGGGCAUUACAGCGGCUCCCUACGGUCCAGAGUGGAAGGAGACCCGAAAGGUGGCUCUGACUUGGCUCAACGCCUUCGGGGCAGGGAAGCAGAGUCUGGAGCCGACCAUCGUGCAGGAGGCGCAGGAUCUGGUCCAAGUUUUCAAGGAUAAACAGGGCCAGCCAUUCGACCCAACAGUACCUCUAAGCCUCGCGGCUUCCAAUGUGAUCAGUUCCGUGGUGUUCGGCAGGAGGUUCAACCACGAUGACGAGCGUUUCUCUCGACUGAUUAAGCUGCAAAACCGGUACUUCCGUGCGAAUGCGUCCGCUCAGGCGUUGAACGUUUACCCAAUCCUGCGGCACAUCCCGUCUAUCAGGCGGAAGUUGGAGGAGGUGGUGACGUGCAGCGAGGAGAUCCGCAGCUUCGUCAUCGAAGUCAUCCAGGAGCACAGGGAGACCUUUGACCCGAACAACAUCAGGGACGUCAUCGAUGGUUUCCUGCUGGAGGAGCAUCAAGGGAACAGGAUUUUGUCUGAAUUGCCAGAGGACAACAUCAUCAAUGUCAUCAGAAAUCUCUUCGUGGCAGGAUCUGACACCACCGCCACCACUCUCUCCUGGGCUCUGCUUUACCUGGUUAUGAACCAGGAAGUACAGCGUAAAGUACAUGUUGAGAUCGAUGUGUCACUUGGGAAACAGACCCCGUCUAUGCUGCUGCGAGACUACCUUCCCUACACGGAGGCGACCAUACGUGAGGCCCAGCGGAUUCGUUCCAUCGCACCCUCUUCUGUCCCUCAUGAAACCACAGCCCCUGCUACCAUUUUGGGACAUCAGAUACCAGCCGGCACCUUCAUACUGCCCAACCUGUGGUCUCUCCACAUGGACCCGAAGUUCUGGCCCGAUCCGGAGAGGUUCGACCCGACCCGAUUUCUGGACGCCGACGGGCAGCUGGCACCGAGGACAGAGUCAUUUUUACCGUUUAGCGUAGGUCCCCGCCGGUGUCUCGGAGAACAGCUGGCCAAGUUCGAGUUGUUCCUGUUCUUCACUUCCCUGCUGCAGCAAUUCACCUUCAAACUGCCAGAGGGCGCUCCGACGCCAGACACAGAGGGUAUUUUCGGGCUCGUGUUUUCUCCGAAGCCAUUCAAAAUCUGUGCGUUUCCGCGGUACUAAAUACUCCUUAAGCUUGAAUUUCAUCAUCACACAACAUGCUUGUGCCAGACGCCGGAAAGACCUAAAACGUAUUCAAAGACGUUAUCAUCGUAGAUAUCUAAACGUCUGCCAAGUCGUUUUAAUGGCCUAUGGUUGUUGAUUCAUUGCAUGAUUGAUCUGCGAAGAGGAUAAUAAUUGUUUUCUGUAAGUACGCCUUGGCCAAAGAAGUAGAUAUAUUUUUAAGUUUAAUUGAUGAUGUUAGUGGGAUUCAGAUCCAGUAAUUUUGUACCAUUCAGCAUAGCAGAAAAA